AUGUCGGACAUGGACGAGUCCCAGCGGCAGCUCCAGGGGAAUAAGCAAGAGCGAGACAAGGAGAACCGGCCCCGGAAGCGCAGCCACAGCCACUCACCCCAGUGCCGCAGCCGGGACCGCAGGCGCCGCAGCCGCAGCCGGAGGUGCAACCGGGGCCAGCGGAGCGCAUCCUGGGACCGGCAGCGCUGAAGCAAGCCUUUGCCCCGGGGCGCUGCAGGGGAGCCAGGCAGAUGGGGUCGCUCCCCGCGCCGGGAAGAGAAGAAGAAGGUCCGCAAAUACUGGGACGUGCUGCCGCCUGGCUUCGAGCACAUCAGCCCCCUGCAGUACAAGGCCCUGCAGUACAAGGCCCUGCAAGCUGCGGGGCAGAUUCCCGCCACCGCCCUCCUCCCCACCGUGACCCCAGACGGCCUGGCUGCGACCCCUGUGAUGGUGCCGGCUGUGGGCAGCCAGAGGACCAGACAGGCCCGGCGCCUCUACGUGGGCAACAUCCCCUUCGGCAUCACCGAGGAGGCCAUGGGGGACUUCUUCAACGCCCAGAUGCACCUGUGGGGGCUGGCGCAGGCCCCGGGCCGCCCGGUGCCGGCCGUGCAGGUCAACCAGGACAAGAGCUUUGCCUUCCUGGAGCUCCGCUCCGUGGGCGAGACCACCCAGGCCACGGCCUUGGACGGCAUCCUCUUCCAGGGCCAGGCGCUGAAGGUCCGCAGGCCUCACGACUACCAGCCCCUGCCCGGCCUGUCGGAGAGCCCCUCUGUCUGCGUGCCCGGGGUCGUGUCCACGGUGGUCCCGGACUCUGCCCACCAGCUGUUCCUCGGGGGCUUGCCCAGCUCCCUGGGCGACGACCAGGUGAGGGAGCUGCUGGCCGCGUUCGGGCCGCUCAAGGCCUUCCACCUGGUCAGGGACGGCGCCAGCGGGCUCUCCAAGGGCUACGCCUUCUGUGAGUUCCCGGACCCCAGCGUCACGGACCAGGCCAUCGGGGGGCUGGACGGGGUGCAGAUGGGGGACAGGAAACUGCUGGCCCAGAGGGCGAGUGUGGGGGCCCAGACCCCCGGGACCCUGCAGGUGCAGACGGGCGGCCGCCCCACCGAGGUCCUGUGCCUCCUGAACGUGGCGCUGCCCGAGCAGCUGCUGGACGACGAGGAGUGCGAGGACAUCGUGGAGGACGUGCGGGCCGAGUGCAGCAAGUACGGGCCGGGCCGGUCCAUCGAGAUGCCCCGGCCCGUGGCCGGCGUGGACGUGCCCGGCUGCGGGAAGGUCUUCGUGGAGUUCACCUCGGUGUCUGACUGCCAGAACGCCAUGCAGGGCCUGGCAGGUCGCAAGUUCGCCAACAGAGUGGUUGUCACAAAAUACUGUGACCCCGACUCUUACCACCGCCGGGACUUCUGGUAG
This is a messenger RNA of Eptesicus fuscus (big brown bat), 1386 nucleotides long. RefSeq names its product splicing factor U2AF 65 kDa subunit-like. Gene Ontology annotation, molecular function: poly-pyrimidine tract binding; pre-mRNA 3'-splice site binding. Gene Ontology annotation, cellular component: U2-type prespliceosome; nucleus; U2AF complex. Gene Ontology annotation, biological process: mRNA processing. The record is from RefSeq and is a predicted model, not a curated record. Lineage: Eukaryota; Metazoa; Chordata; Mammalia; Chiroptera; Vespertilionidae.